AUGCCUGGUGUUCCCCCUGAUGCACUUGAGCAGGUGAAGAAGGGCUUCAAGCGGUUCUUCAGUCGCAAGAAGAACAAGAAGCCCGCCAAAACAACCGAGCCUGCUGCAACUGCCCCUGUGGCCGGUGAGGCGGCUGCGAAGCCCACCGGCCCCACUGCCGCCCCGGAAAAUGACCCUGACGCUGCCAAGCCAGCUGAGACAACUCCCGCUGCCCCAACAGAUACAACUGCUGCUAAGCCCGAGGCUGAGGCCCCUGCUGCCCAACCUGAAGCUACCCCCGAAGCCCCUGCUGCUCCCAAGGCAGAGGCUCAGGCUCCUGCUGCUCAACCUGAAGCUACACCUGAAGCUCCUGUUGCUCCAGCCGAAGCUCCAGCUGCUCCUGCUGAAGCUCCUGCCGCUCCAACCGAUACCCCUGCUGCCAAGGCAGAGGAACCUGUCAAGACUGAUACCCCCGCGAAGUAA
This is a messenger RNA of Penicillium nucicola, 462 nucleotides long. RefSeq lists its product as uncharacterized. The transcript is spliced from 4 exons. NCBI's taxonomy places the organism in Eukaryota, Fungi, Ascomycota, Eurotiomycetes, Eurotiales, Aspergillaceae. The record is from RefSeq and is a predicted model, not a curated record. The coding region runs from base 1 to 462 and encodes 153 amino acids.